Molecule: messenger RNA, 762 nt
Organism: Penaeus monodon (black tiger shrimp)
Lineage: Eukaryota; Metazoa; Arthropoda; Malacostraca; Decapoda; Penaeidae
Product: DNA-directed RNA polymerase II subunit RPB1-like
Source: RefSeq, a predicted model, not a curated record
UAAAUUGACUCCAAAAGGUUAUGAUUGUACUUUUUGUUCAGCAUUUUCUAAUCACAGAAAUAUGAUAUGUCUGAAAUGCUUUAUCCAUUUUGAAAUGAUGUUUGUAGACUUUCCUGUCUCUGAAAAAAGUGUGCUAUAUUGGCAACAUCUGUGCAUAAUUGUUUUGAUUUUUUUUUUCAGUGUUGGUUUCAGUGAUAUAAUGGUGCUUUUUGUCAGGAUUGUAGAUCCAGUGAAAUGAAUAUCUGAAAAGUGGUUUUGAUAUUUAUUUGAAUUAAAUCCAAAAUUCAUUGUUUGUGUCUUUUUUUCCCUCUCCUCUGUUGCAUAUUCCCCUCUUCUUUCAUGCUUCCUCUUGUUGUCUUUGAUUCUAAAGAAUAUUAUAGACCUUUUCAUUACAAGCAGAAUUAUCAAGGAUUUUAGAAAAAAAAUUUGCUACCCCCAUAGAGUGCGUGGACACACUUGUCACCUGUUAUUAAAAAGGUUGAUGUGUGUUAGUUCAUUUUUAGAUAGAAUUAAACUAUAAAUCUGGAUUUUUUUCACAAAAUAGAGGAGAGCACUUGAAUGAAGCAAAAUUAACAUCAGAUAAAAUGGAGGAUCAGGGAAAAGCUACUUGUAUGACAUGGUUUUGCUGCUGCUAUUAUGUUGUAAAUAAACAUAAUUUUUGAAUUUGAAUUUAGUACACAGUACAUAUUAUUUUUCUGCAGUCAUUAAACUUUGCUUUAUAUUGUAUUGGAAGGUCCUUAGCAUGUUGUCCAGAAAUAGCCU